Molecule: messenger RNA, 1005 nt
Organism: Debaryomyces hansenii CBS767
Lineage: Eukaryota; Fungi; Ascomycota; Pichiomycetes; Serinales; Debaryomycetaceae
Product: SDR family oxidoreductase
Exons: 1
Coding region: 1-1005 (334 amino acids)
Molecular function (GO): oxidoreductase activity, acting on the CH-OH group of donors, NAD or NADP as acceptor
Source: RefSeq, a predicted model, not a curated record
AUGUCUUCUGGAGCAAUAUUAGUAACAGGAGGAACAGGAUUUGUAGGAACUUAUUGUGUAAUCCAGCUGCUUGAACAAGGAUAUGGUGUCCAUACAUCCGUUAGAGACUUGAAGAAGGAGGCCAAAUUACGUGAAGUAAUCAAAGCAAAUAGUAAUCUUGAUGAUGAAACCAUUAAUAAAAAAUUGAAAGUGUUUGAAGCCGAUGUUACCAGAGAUGAGGGAUGGGCAGAAGCAUUCCAGGGUGUUGAUCAUGUACUCCAUGUUGCGUCGCCCUUUCCGCUCACUGAACCGGAAGAUCCAAAUGACUUGAUAAUCCCAGCCAAAGAAGGUACAUUGCGUAUAUUGAGGUUUGCUACUUCGUUCCCGUCCGUUAACCGUGUUGUGCUUACAUCGUCUUUCGCAGCCGUGGGUUAUGGACAUGCUGAACGUUCCAAACCAUUCGACGAAAACGAUUUUACGAAUCUUGACGGAACUAAUGUAACGUACGUUAAGUCAAAGACAGUUGCUGAAAUAGAAGCGUGGAAGUUUGUUAAGAGUGAUGCCAAUACUCACGCGCAAAGUCCAAUUGCAUUAACCGUUUUGAAUCCAGCCUACAUUUUUGGGCCUCCUUUGAAGAAGAGUCCUGAUAAUUCGUCAUCUUUGAAAAUAAUUGACCUGUUACUCAAUGGUGCAUUUGCUGAUGGAUGCAAGAACAUGUAUUUAAGUGCCAUUGAUGUGAGGGACGUGGCUAAUAUUCAUGUUCAGGCUUUGCAGACACCAGAGUCAGAAGGGAAUAGGUUUAUCUUGAAUACCGGGGAAAACGUUUCACUUUUAGAGGUGGCUAAUAUUCUAGCUGAAAACUUGCCAGCUGAAUAUACGAAAAAUCUACCAACCAAGGAAUUAGAAGGGACUAAAGAUACUAAGAAGCCAUCGACUAAUGAGAAAGCCAAGAGAGUAUUUAAUUGGGAACCAAUUCCCUUCAAAGACGCACUUUUAGCAUCUGCAAAGGGAUUACUAAAUAUAUAG